UGUUUUAGGGUUUGUUCUCAGAUCUGGAUCAUGCUUGUGGAUUUGGGUCUCAAUUUUGAUUAGGUUUAUUCCAAUUGUUUUCGUAAAUGGAGAUCUCGAAGCCUGUCACUCCUGGCCAGGUUUCUUGUCUGCUUGGAUUUAUUCCUUUGUUUUUAGCAUGGCUUUAUUCAGAGUUAUUGGAACACAGAAAGAAGUCAGCUUCUUUGAAAAGUGACAGGGACUCGAGUAUUAAUUUGGUUGUCUUGGACAAUAUUUCCAAUAAAGAAGAUGAGAAUGCUCGAUUACUUGAAGCAGGCAUUCAAGUAGCAUCUCCAGAAGCUCAUAAUUCAUAUGCAACACCAAGCCUUGUCAGAUUUUUCCUGAUGGAUGAAGCCUUCUUACUUGAGAAUCGGUUGACAUUGAGAGCCAUAUCUGAAUUUGGUGCUUAUUUGGUGUACUACUACAUAUGCGAUCGCACAGAUUUGCUUGGUGAAUCAAAAAAGAGUUACAACCGAGAUCUCUUUCUAUUUCUCUACUCCCUUCUCAUUCUUGUUGCGGCUGUGACCUCUUUUAAGGUCCACCAUGAUAAGUCACCGUUCUCUGGAAAGUCCGUGCUUUAUCUGAAUAGACAUCAAACAGAAGAAUGGAAAGGAUGGAUGCAGGUGUUGUUUCUGAUGUACCAUUAUUUCAAUGCAAAAGAAAUCUACAACGCAAUUCGUGUAUUUAUAGCUGCUUAUGUAUGGAUGACGGGAUUUGGCAACUUCUCUUAUUACUAUGUCCGGAAGGAUUUCAGCCUUGCUCGAUUUGCCCAGAUGAUGUGGCGCCUCAACUUUUUCGUUGCCUUUUGUUGUAUUGUUCUUAAUAAUGACUAUACGUUAUAUUACAUUUGCCCCAUGCAUACUCUUUUCACCCUUAUGGUCUAUGGUGCAUUGGGACUUCUAAACAAAUACAAUGAGCUUGGAUCAGUGAUUGCAAUAAAGAUAGCCGCCUGUUUUCUGGUUGUUAUUCUUAUUUGGGAGGUCCCUAAUGUCUUUGACAUAUUAUGGAGCCCGUUUACAUUCCUUCUAGGGUACAACGACCCGGAUCCUUCAAAACCAAAACUGCCCCGCUUGCAUGAAUGGCACUUCCGAUCAGGUCUUGACCGCUAUAUUUGGAUCAUUGGAAUGAUAUAUGCCUACUACCAUCCAACUGUGGAGAAGUGGAUGGAAAAACUAGAAGAAACCGAAGCUAGAAAAAGAAUAUCAAUUAAGACCCUCGCCUUAUCAAUUUCUCUAUUGGUUGGCUACCUAUGGUUUGAGUACAUCUACAAGCUUGACAAGAUUACCUACAAUAAAUUUCAUCCCUAUACAUCAUGGAUCCCGAUAACUGUCUACAUUUGCUUGCGGAACCUUACCCAGCAGUUCCGAAACUGUUCCCUGACCCUCUUUGCAUGGCUUGGAAAGAUAACACUGGAGACAUACAUAUCACAAAUCCACAUAUGGCUUAGAUCAGGAGUGCCCGAUGGACAACCUCGAUUGCUAUUAUCUUUGAUCCCGAACUACCCAUUGAUGAACUUCAUGCUCGUUACAGCCAUAUACAUUGCGGUUUCACACAGACUUUUUGAACUGACAAACACACUCAAGACGGUGUUCGUACCAAGCCGAGACAAUAAGCGCCUAGUGCAUAACAUAGCCAUGGCAUCCGUCAUAGCUGUUGCUUUGUACUCCUUGGCAUUUGUCCUCCUUAAUGGUCCGAGGAUGAUCCAGGUGAACUUCUGAUCAAUAUGUAUAUUCAAAUGAAGAAGAAAUGCAGGCAAAGAAAAGAUGGCUUGCAUUUUUGGCUUGGAGAAAUGAGAUAUAAAACACGUUUUUUUUUUUAUUAUUGUAUAAAUUAUUAUAAAGGUGACUGAAAUUGAUGCUGGAAAGUGCCUUCAAUGGUGGUCCAUAAAUUUACAUCAAAAACUUAUUAUUGUCCAUGUUUAAUGGUGGGAAUCAAAUUGUAAAUUUCUAUAAA
Molecule: messenger RNA, 1971 nt
Organism: Dioscorea cayenensis subsp. rotundata (Guinea yam)
Lineage: Eukaryota; Viridiplantae; Streptophyta; Magnoliopsida; Dioscoreales; Dioscoreaceae
Product: protein REDUCED WALL ACETYLATION 4-like
Exons: 16
Coding region: 87-1736 (549 amino acids)
Biological process (GO): xylan biosynthetic process; plant-type secondary cell wall biogenesis; xyloglucan metabolic process
Cellular component (GO): Golgi apparatus
Molecular function (GO): acetyltransferase activity
Source: RefSeq, a predicted model, not a curated record